UCUUCACUUUCGGCUUAUUUCAGAUCAUACCAUCUGGCCACAAUACGCCGCGCAACUUCGUUUGAGGUUUUCGGGCGUGCUCGUUCGCGGCUCGUUUACGUUACUCGGUGUGCGAUCUGUUUCUUUUUUGUGUGAAAAUGUUUAGGUGUGUGGGCUUCUUCGAGAAGUUCUGUCGUCCAAUUAUGAUUCCACCGGACUUCACUUUCGACAGUAUCAAAGAUGCCUUUUUGAUCAAGUUUCCAGAACUUGAAGGAACGGACAGGGUCCUCAUCCAGGUCCUUGAUGUAGAACUCGGCGAAUAUCUUGACUGGGAUAGUACGACAACCUUGGUCGCGGGCUCCAAGAUGAGGGCUACACGGCUGGCGCCCCAAGAGUCGGCCCCACCUCCUGCUCCUGUAGCCGCUUCACCAGAAGUAAUGGAAGUGCCUAUGAUCCAGGAGGGCCCUAGCCCAACACUGGAUCCGAAGAAAUAUGUAUUUCCUCCGACCCCCAAAGACAUAGCACACAACCUUUCACAGGUCACGCAGAAGGCCAGAGUGCCGUUAGAUCUCCGCCGCCGCAUUGUGGAAUGGAUGUGUUUCGAUCUUUUCAGGUACACUCUGUGA
Ixodes scapularis (black-legged tick) is the source of this 605-nucleotide messenger RNA. RefSeq lists its product as uncharacterized. Bases 138 to 605 code for a protein of 155 amino acids. The record is from RefSeq and is a predicted model, not a curated record. The transcript has 3 exons. Lineage: Eukaryota; Metazoa; Arthropoda; Arachnida; Ixodida; Ixodidae.